AUGGAUGAUUUUGAGUUUGUGUGUAACUAUGAUGGACAUGAGGAGGAGGAGAUUAUUGGAUUCUGUUUAAAUAAAAAUUGCCAAUAAAAUGUAUAAUUCUGUUUGAAAUGUUGUUGGGAUAAACAUGGAGAUCAUGAGGAAGAUUGCAAAACUUUUAAACAAAUAUAAAAAUUAUUGCAAAAUAAUAAACAAUAAUAAAUUAGACAAAGUGAUGAUGUGAACAAUAAAUUAAAAUCCAUAUAAUUGAAAUGUGAAUAAUUAAGCCAGUCUAAAAUUAUUGGGUCUGAAAAACUAGAUGAAAUAGAAAAGUAUUUAAAGUAAAAGGAAUAUAAAAAUUGUUUAGAUGAAAUAUAUUUCUUAAAGAACUUCCAAGAUGCAAAUUAAUCGAAUCAAAGUAAACUUAAAUUUUGUAUAUAAUAAUUAGAAUUGAUAUUAGAAUAGUUGGAUAAUGUUCUAGAAACUUUAAAAACAUUAGGAUAACAACAAAUACCGAAUUAAAAAAAAUCAUAAUCAGAAAACACUAAAAAUAUUUAUAAGGCUGAAGUGAAAGGUAAGUUUAUCGAAUAAUUAAACUAGAUUAGGAAAUUUAAGUUAAUGUCAUUAAUAAUGAGGAUGAAUUAGAUAAGAAAUAAACUUAAGUAUUACUAUAACCAAUGGAAAAAUUAAUACCAUUUUCUUUUGAAAAUUAACAGUUGAACCAAAGCAGCAAAGACUAAAUCUCUUAAGGCAAUUCUUAUUAAUCAGCCUUAUAAGAAUUUUAUUGUGACAAAACUUCAUAAUUAACACCAAAUAACUAAAAUCAUAUGAAUUAACACUCUAAACCCUAAUAACCAUCUUAGCAAGUUCCUUUAACUUAAGGUCCUUAAAUUCAAACAAAUGAAAUGUAAUUUAGCUCAUAAUAGAUGCCUUAAUUUUUAAGUAUGAAGUUCUUUUUGUAUAAUUAUAGAAAAUAUUUACUAAGAGUAAAUCAAAUAAAAGAGUAAUAGCUCUCAAUCUUAAUAGAUAAAAUAAAAAUUUGAGGAGUAGCUAAAUAGAGAAAUAAGUAAAAAACCUGAGUAAUUUUAAAUUAUAUUUAAGGUAUUAAAACAUGCCUCAACCAAUAAUAAAACUAACAGAUCAAGAAUGGGAACAGUAUAAAACUGUUAUUUAAAAUGCAUAACAUUCUGGUAAGAAUACAAUCAAAUGAGCAUUUAGAUCAGAAUUUUGUUUUGGAUGUUGAAGUGGCUACUUAUCAUGAUGAUGAAUUAUAAAAAGUAUUAGAGGAGUGUGAUGAAUUUCUAGAGAUUGAUCCCCUAAACUUUGAUAAACAUUUUUUGAAAGGUUCAAUAUUAUACUCUUAUUUUGUUAGGUUUAACAUUAAUCAAAGCCAAAAGAAAUGUAGAAGCCCUUGAAUAUAGCGAAUUCAUCAUGGAUAUGUAUCCAAACAAUUUUUAAUCGUAUAUUUUAAAAGGCUUGGCAUUAAAUCAAUUAAAUAGAUAUGAAGAAGCACUCCAUAAUUAUUGCAUAUCGAUUUAAAUUGAGCCGACUUUUGAAGCUUAUUUUUUCUAAGGUAUACACAUAACUAACUAACAUAAGGGAUAUCUUUAAUGGCUAUUAAUUAGCUUGAUGAUGCUAUUGAAUCCUUUAAAAUUUCUAUUAGAAUGCGUCCAAAUAUAGAAAUUGCCUAUUAUCAAAUGGGUUUUUAAGAUUUAUCAACUUUUAGGCCUUGCAUUAAUGCGUAAAGAGAAGUAUGAUUAAGCAAUUUAAUAUUUUGAAAACGCCCUAAGAAUUGUUCCAAAUUAUGAUUAAGCCCUAAAAUAAAAAAGUAGUUUUAUACUUAAUUUUAGACNUAAAAAUAUUUAUAAGGCUGAAGUGAAAGGUAAGUUUAUCGAAUAAUUAAACUAGAUUAGGAAAUUUAAGUUAAUGUCAUUAAUAAUGAGGAUGAAUUAGAUAAGAAAUAAACUUAAGUAUUACUAUAACCAAUGGAAAAAUUAAUACCAUUUUCUUUUGAAAAUUAACAGUUGAACCAAAGCAGCAAAGACUAAAUCUCUUAAGGCAAUUCUUAUUAAUCAGCCUUAUAAGAAUUUUAUUGUGACAAAACUUCAUAAUUAACACCAAAUAACUAAAAUCAUAUGAAUUAACACUCUAAACCCUAAUAACCAUCUUAGCAAGUUCCUUUAACUUAAGGUCCUUAAAUUCAAACAAAUGAAAUGUAAUUUAGCUCAUAAUAGAUGCCUUAAUUUUUAAGUAUGAAGUUCUUUUUGUAUAAUUAUAGAAAAUAUUUACUAAGAGUAAAUCAAAUAAAAGAGUAAUAGCUCUCAAUCUUAAUAGAUAAAAUAAAAAUUUGAGGAGUAGCUAAAUAGAGAAAUAAGUAAAAAACCUGAGUAAUUUUAAAUUAUAUUUAAGGUAUUAAAACAUGCCUCAACCAAUAAUAAAACUAACAGAUCAAGAAUGGGAACAGUAUAAAACUGUUAUUUAAAAUGCAUAACAUUCUGGUAAGAAUACAAUCAAAUGAGCAUUUAGAUCAGAAUUUUGUUUUGGAUGUUGAAGUGGCUACUUAUCAUGAUGAUGAAUUAUAAAAAGUAUUAGAGGAGUGUGAUGAAUUUCUAGAGAUUGAUCCCCUAAACUUUGAUAAACAUUUUUUGAAAGGUUCAAUAUUAUACUCUUAUUUUGUUAGGUUUAACAUUAAUCAAAGCCAAAAGAAAUGUAGAAGCCCUUGAAUAUAGCGAAUUCAUCAUGGAUAUGUAUCCAAACAAUUUUUAAUCGUAUAUUUUAAAAGGCUUGGCAUUAAAUCAAUUAAAUAGAUAUGAAGAAGCACUCCAUAAUUAUUGCAUAUCGAUUUAAAUUGAGCCGACUUUUGAAGCUUAUUUUUUCUAAGGUAUACACAUAACUAACUAACAUAAGGGAUAUCUUUAAUGGCUAUUAAUUAGCUUGAUGAUGCUAUUGAAUCCUUUAAAAUUUCUAUUAGAAUGCGUCCAAAUAUAGAAAUUGCCUAUUAUCAAAUGGGUUUUUAAGAUUUAUCAACUUUUAGGCCUUGCAUUAAUGCGUAAAGAGAAGUAUGAUUAAGCAAUUUAAUAUUUUGAAAACGCCCUAAGAAUUGUUCCAAAUUAUGAUUAAGCCCUAAAAUAAAAAAGUAGUUUUAUACUUAAUUUUAGACUUGUGUUUACGGCAACUAGAAGGACGAUAAGAAGCUAUCUACAAGUCAAACGAUUUAAAUCAAAGACCUGAAAGUGAGGAAACUACCUAUUUUAAAAAUGGUUAGUCUUAAUUGAUUACUGUAGGAUUGGAGUUGUUUAAGGAAUAGAAGUAUAAUGCAGCAUUAACUUAAUUUGAAAAGGCUAUAUAAAUUAAUAAUUAAAUGCAUGAAGCUCAUGUCUAUAAGGGUAAUUAGAAUUCUAAUUUUUCAGGUUAAACACUAAACCAAUUAGGAAGACUAAUCGAGGCGGUAAAAUCUUUUGACGAAGGAUUAAAGAUACUACCUAAGCCAUAAUAUAUGAUAAAAAAAGGUUUUAAUAUUUUUCAAAUUUAAAGCUGA
This is a messenger RNA of Paramecium octaurelia, 3514 nucleotides long. The record is from the annotation of a GenBank genome assembly. NCBI's taxonomy places the organism in Eukaryota, Ciliophora, Oligohymenophorea, Peniculida, Parameciidae.